Protobothrops mucrosquamatus (brown spotted pit viper) is the source of this 1491-nucleotide messenger RNA. It is a transcript of the gene GTPBP3, whose product is annotated as GTP binding protein 3, mitochondrial. NCBI's taxonomy places the organism in Eukaryota, Metazoa, Chordata, Lepidosauria, Squamata, Viperidae. Gene Ontology annotation, biological process: tRNA methylation; tRNA wobble uridine modification. Gene Ontology annotation, molecular function: protein binding; GTP binding; GTPase activity. The record is from RefSeq and is a predicted model, not a curated record. Bases 1 to 1491 code for a protein of 496 amino acids. Gene Ontology annotation, cellular component: cytoplasm; mitochondrion. The transcript has 9 exons.
AUGUGGCUUUUCUUGCAGAGAAUGCUGUUGCCUGUAAGAAAUCGAAGGGUCUGCAAGCUCUUCUGCAGGUUAUAUUGCCAGGCUGCAAAGAGGGACACCAUCUUUGCCUUGUCUUCUGGUCAAGGAAAGUGUGGAGUGGCUGUGAUUCGAACCAGUGGCCCAGUUAGCUGUUCAGCCUUGCUCUGCAUGACAGGGACAAAGGAACCACCACCUCCAAGAACAGCUACUUUACGUAGGAUAUGUGAUCCCAGCUCUUCUGAAAUCCUGGACCGAGGCCUUGUACUAUGGUUCCCAGGACCGGGUAGUUUCACAGGCGAGGACAGUGCUGAGUUCCAUGUGCAUGGUGGCCCAGCUGUGGUGAGAGGCGUCCUGAACGCUUUGGGUGCACUUCCUGAGCUGCGCUUUGCUGAACCUGGAGAAUUCACCAAACGGGCCUUCCAGAACGGCAAGCUAGACCUCACAGCAGCUGAAGGCCUAGGAGACCUGAUUCAUGCUGAGACGGAAGGCCAGCGUCGGCAGGCCUUACGUCAGAUGGACGGGGAAUUGGGUCAGCUCUAUCAGCGCUGGACCGACACCCUCACAAAGACCCUGGCUCAUCUCGAGGCCUACAUCGACUUCAGUGAAGAUGACAACAUUGAGGACGAUGUCCUUGCUCAAGUGGAAGACACUGUCAAGGCAUUGGAGAAGGAGCUGAGGGAGCAUUUGCAAGAUGGCCGCCGCGGGCAGAGGCUGCGGGACGGCGUCCAUGUAGUCAUUGCAGGACCUGCUAAUGCUGGGAAGAGCAGCCUUCUCAACCAGUUGUGCCAAAAGCCAACUGCUAUCGUCUCUCCGGUGGCAGGGACCACGCGAGAUAUAGUAGAGACUGCCUUGAACAUUGGCGGCUUCCCUGUGGUGCUAAGCGACACGGCAGGCCUGAGAAAGACCACAGAUGUGAUUGAGAUGGAAGGAGUGAGCCGGGCUCGGCAGAGGGUCCAUGAUGCAGACCUUGUUCUGGUCAUUUUGGAUGGGAAACUAGCAGCUCAGCAGCCUGACCACUUAACUAUGUCCAUGGUAGAUGUCCUGUCUCCCGACAAGCCAAAUGAGACACAGCCCUACCUUCUGGUUCUGAACAAAAUGGACCUACUCGGAGAAGAAGACCAAGCAGAUCUCCUGAGGACCUGUGACAGACUAGGUGUAGGCCCUGCCUGCUUGUUGUCCUGCAAAACUGGAGAUGGGAUUGUGGCCUUCCUGAACGCAUUGCAGGAACAGCUGGCACGCAUGUGCGGCGACCCCCGAACUGAUUCCCCGAGCCCAACGCAAGCACGUCACCAGCUUAGCUUGCAGAAGUGCCUGGAGGCCCUGAGAUACUUUGCUGAGUACCAGGUUACGGAUUUGGUGUUGGCUGCAGAGCAGCUGCGACUGGCACGGCGACAGCUAGGGCGGCUGACAGGCCAAGUGGGCACCGAAGAGCUCUUGGCAAUCAUCUUCAGAGACUUUUGUAUUGGCAAAUGA